Molecule: messenger RNA, 3173 nt
Organism: Eubalaena glacialis (North Atlantic right whale)
Lineage: Eukaryota; Metazoa; Chordata; Mammalia; Artiodactyla; Balaenidae
Gene: ZKSCAN2
Product: zinc finger with KRAB and SCAN domains 2
Exons: 7
Coding region: 263-3172 (969 amino acids)
Biological process (GO): central nervous system development; regulation of transcription by RNA polymerase II
Cellular component (GO): nucleus
Molecular function (GO): DNA-binding transcription factor activity, RNA polymerase II-specific; RNA polymerase II cis-regulatory region sequence-specific DNA binding
Source: RefSeq, a predicted model, not a curated record
GCACCCUGGAAAACCACAACGCGGGGACACAUCUUGUUGGGAGAAGAGGCUGAGUUCUUGGACCUUAGGGUACAUGUUCACCUUUUCAAGGGCCUAGGAUAGAUUUGAUUAAUCAGCCUGGGGUACCCUGUUCCUGCUGACACUGCCGUUUUCACAUCCCUGCCUGCCACACUUCCCAAAACCAUUAGCAGGGAGCUCUCGAAGGUUUGGUUUCUUCGAGUCUCCUUUGAGCUAGACGUGAGGUUGACCACCGGGUUAGAGCAUGGCUGCAUCCCUGGACCCUCAGAUCGACGCGCCCCUGGAGGUUGAGGGAUGCCUAAUAAUGAAGGUGGAAAAGGAGCCCGAGUGGGCAUCGCAGCCCAUUCUGGAAGGAUCGGACAGCUCUGAGUCCGAGACUUUUCGCAAGUGCUUCAGGCAAUUCUGUUAUGAGGAUGUGACCGGACCCCAUGAAGCUUUCAGUAAACUCUGGGAACUUUGCUGCCGGUGGCUGAAGCCAGAAGUGCAUUCCAAGGAACAGAUCCUGGAGCUGCUGGUGAUUGAGCAGUUUCUCACCAUUUUACCCGAGAAGAUUCAGGCGUGGGCACAGAAGCAGUGUCCGGAAAGUGGAGAGGAGGCGGUGGCCCUGGUAAUACAUUUGGAGAAAGAGACUGGAAGACUAAGACAGCAGGUUAGCAGUCCUAUGCACUCAGAGAAGCAAGCCCCACUUGGAGCAGCAUGGGAGGUGGCAGACUUUCAGCCAGAGCAGGUGGAGACCCAACCCAGAGUGAUGUCUCUGGAGGGAGCUGAAAGCCUCCACUCAGGACACCAGGAGCAGCUGAACCAGAAGAGAGCGCUUCGGCCCUUACGCAAGAAUGCUCGGCCUUCUCCCUGGGUUCCUCCUCCUGCUGAUGAAUGGAACACCAUAGAUCAGGAAGUAACAGCCACACGAGUUCCUGCUGGGUCCCAGGGACCAGUGAAAGAUGUCCACAUGGCAAGAGGUUUUUCCUACAAAAAGAGUGUGCGUCAGAUUCCUGCUCACAGAGACCUCUACCGGGAUAUUAGAAAGGAGAGUAUUGGGAACAUGGUCUCCCUGGGAAACACAGUGUCUACAGCUAACAAGAUGGGACAGUUGGAGCAAAGAAAGGAGCCGUGGACAAUAAGUCUACAAUCCCCUAAUAAGAGGAAUGUCCUACGAAGCAACUAUAUCAAGGAAAAGUCAGUUCAUGCUAUUCAGGCCCCUGCAAGGAAUGCAGGGAAAACACGGAGAGAGCAGCAGCAGUGGGGUUUGGAAGAUGAAAAAAUAGCAGGCGUGCAUUGGAGUUACGAGGAAACUAAGACUUUCCUUGCAAUUCUCAAAGAGUCUCGCUUUUAUGAAACACUUCAGGCCUGUCCCCGAAACAGCCAAGUAUAUGGUGCUGUAGCUGAAUGGUUGCGAGAAUGUGGCUUCCUCCGAACACCAGAGCAGUGUCGGACCAAGUUCAAAAGUCUACAGAAGAGUUAUCGAAAAGUGAGAAAUGGCCAUGUGCUAGAACCCUGUGCCUUCUUUGAGGACAUGGAUGCUUUGUUGAACCCUGCAGCUCAUACUUCGUCCACGGAUAAGCCAAAGGAGAUUCUGUCUCUCCCCAGGCUAAAGAGAAUUGGUAUCAGUGCUAAAGAACAGAUCAAUUUGGUGGAGGAGGAAGAAGCCGCAGAAGAAUCUGAUGGUGAUGAAAUGGGUGUUGAGUUUAUCCAGAAGUCUGAGCUUUGUGGUGCUCCUGUAUUAUUUCAAAACCUGAGUGGUGUGCACUGGGGCUACGAGGAAACCAAGACUUUCCUUGACAUCCUCCGUGAGACUCGGUUUUAUGAAGCACUGCAAGCCUGUCAUCGGAAGAGCAAGUUGUACGGGGCCGUGGCUGAACAGCUGCGAGAGUGCGGCUUCCUCCGGACACCGGAACAGUGCCGGACCAAGUUCAAAAGCCUUCAGAAGAGUUACCGCAAAGUGAAAAAUGGUCACGUGCUAGAGUCCUGUGCAUUCUACAAGGAGAUGGAUGCCCUGAUUAACUCUCGGGCAUCUGCCUCUCCCACCAGCACCCCAGAGGAAGCCCCGUCACCCUCAAUUCAAGAAAGAGAGGACAUUGAGAUUGAACCCCAGGAACCUACGGGCUGGGAACCUGAGGAGGACUCACAGGAGGCAAUAGUUGAAGAUUCCAGCAGUGAGAGACUGAGCGAGGAGGAAAUUGUACAGGAGCCAGAAUUCCAGGGACCUCCAGGUUUACUGCAAAGCCCGAGUGAUUUUGAAAUUGGAAGUAGUAUCAAGGAGGAUGCAACACAGGUAAUAUAUAAGGACAUGGAGCAGCAUAGGGCAUUAAUAGAAAAGUCUAAAAGGGUUGUUUCUCAGAAUGCUGAUCCAGGUAAAUAUUGUAAAAGGGAAUGCAUCUCAGGAAGACAAUGGGAAAACCUUCAAGGAGUCAGACAGGGAAAACUGAUGUCUCAGCCUAGAGAUUUAGGGAAAGCUAUCGUGCAUCAGAGGCCUUUCAUGGGGAAAAGGCCCUACCGACUUCUCAAAUACGGAGAAAGCUUUGGAAGGAGUGCUCGCCUCAUGUGCCGGAUGACCCACCAGAAGGAAAAUCCUUAUAAGUGUAGUGUCUGUGGGAAGUGCUUUGGUAGAAGCAGGAGUCUAAUCAGACACCAAAGAAUCCACACAGGAGAAAAACCUUUUAAAUGUCUUGACUGUGGGAAAAGCUUUAACGACUCCUCAAAUUUCGGUGCCCACCAGAGAAUCCACACAGGAGAGAAGCCCUACAGAUGUGGAGAGUGUGGGAAAUGCUUCAGUCAGAGCUCGAGUCUCAUUAUACAUCAGAGAACCCACACUGGAGAGAAGCCCUACCAGUGUGGAGAGUGUGGGAAAAGUUUUACCAACAGUUCUCAUUUCAGUGCCCACAGGAGAGUCCACACUGGUGAGAAUCCCUACAAAUGUGUGGAUUGUGAGAAGAGUUUCAAUAACUGUACGAGAUUUCGAGAACAUCGGCGUGUACACACCAGAGAGAAGCCCUACGGGUGCGUCCAGUGUGGCAAACGUUUCAGUAAGAGUUCUGUUCUCACUAAACAUCGGGAGGUUCAUGUGAGAGAAAAGCUUCUGCCAUACCCUCCAGUGCUCUAUGCCCCAGAGAACCCACACAAGGGAAAGACUGAUGAAUUCAGGCAAACUGUUUGAU